Messenger RNA from Penicillium cinerascens, 867 nucleotides. RefSeq names its product hydroxynaphthalene reductase arp2 (gene arp2). The record is from RefSeq and is a predicted model, not a curated record. NCBI's taxonomy places the organism in Eukaryota, Fungi, Ascomycota, Eurotiomycetes, Eurotiales, Aspergillaceae. The transcript has a single exon. The coding region runs from base 1 to 867 and encodes 288 amino acids. Gene Ontology annotation, molecular function: oxidoreductase activity.
AUGGUUGCUACGAAUCUCAACGCCGCUCCCGCGGAGCUUGCAGGCAAGGUCGCCCUUGUGACAGGCGGCAGUCGCGGUAUCGGGUCUGGGAUUGCCCUCGAAUUGGCAAAGAAGGGUGCCUCCGUGGCCAUCAAUUUUGCUCGGGAUUCCAAGUCUGCCGAUAAAAUGGUGCAAGAGAUUGAAGCGCAGGGGGUCCAUGCGGCCGCCUUCCAGGCGGACUUGACUCAGGUCGAGGCCAUCGAAAACUUGUUCCGACAGGUGGUGGCACACUUUGGCCAACUCGACAUCGUCGUCUCCAACUCGGGCACCGAGAAGUUCGUGUCUCUCCAGGAUACGACACUGGCUGAUUUCAACGACGUCUUCGACCUGAACACACGAGCUCAGUUCUUCGUUGCCAAGAACGCCUACGACUACAUCCAGCCGGGCGGACGCGUCGUGCUCAUGUCUUCCAUCGCUGCGGGCGUGGGUGUCCCGGGACACUCGCUGUACGCGGGCAGCAAAAGCGCCGUGGAGGGCUUCACGCGCUGCUUCGCGGCCGACUUUGGAAAGAAGCGAUGCACGGUGAACGCGAUCGCCCCCGCCGGUGUGAAGAGUGACAUGUGGCUGAAGAAUUCGUGGCGCUAUGCCCCGGGUUGCAACCAGAACUCGUCGCUCGAGGAGAUCGAGCAAGCCCUGGCCAACGGCAGUCCUCUGAAGCGGUGCGGUGUGCCGGCAGACAUUGGCCGCGUCGUGGCAUUCCUGGCCAGUCCGGCAGGAGAAUGGGUCAACGGUGAGUGGUGGAAUGCGACAACGGGACUCGGGAUUCUGGCUAAUUCGUCGUUCUGUGCAGGUCAAAUUUUGCCGUUGAACGGCGGUGCCAACAUUUAA